GCGGCGCGAGCAGGAGCAGGCGGCGGGCGGGCGGGUGCGCAGGGCGCAGAGCAGCCUCGGCGCCCCUGGACUCGGCCGCAGCUCCCCGAGUCUCAGCUCUCAUCUCCAUCUAACGGGCCAGUGACCAGGAUGCCAAGAGAAUUGUCCACAUUCAUCCUGCGUCACUGCUAGACACAUCUACGAGACACUCCUCCUCCUCUCCCUCCUCCUCCUCCUCCUCCUCCCCAGUCUGCUUGACCUGUUGCUUAGGGACACUGGACACGUCCAACCACUUCUCCUGACAUCUGCCUAAUCAACCAUCACUUCCUGGAGGACAGAAAGGAGUCAGACGCAUGAAAUCAUGCCACCAAUGGCCAAAUGGCAGUGAGUGGUGAUGCUUAGUUGACGUCAAAGACGGAACACUGAAACGUCUGCAGCCCCCACCUCCCCGGCUCUUCUCCUAGCACAACCUGGAGCCCAGCUCCUUCUGGGAAAUCAUCUCGCCCUGAAACAUUCUGAGGUCUUCAGACGGGACUUCUGGACAGCAGACACCAUGGAAGAUCACACAUUCGGUGUUCAGCAGAUCCAACCCAAUGUCAUUUCUGUCCGCCUCUUCAAGCGCAAAGUCGGGGGCCUGGGAUUCCUGGUAAAGGAGCGGGUCAGCAAGCCACCUGUGAUCAUCUCUGAUCUGAUUCGAGGAGGGGCCGCGGAGCAGAGUGGCCUCAUCCAGGCUGGAGACAUCAUUCUUGCUGUCAAUGGCCGACCCUUGGUGGACUUGAGCUAUGACAGUGCCCUUGAGGUGCUCAGGGGCAUCGCCUCUGAGACCCAUGUGGUCCUCAUCCUGCGGGGCCCUGAGGGUUUUACGACGCACCUGGAGACCACCUUUACCGGAGAUGGGACCCCCAAGACCAUCCGAGUGACACAGCCCCUGGGAGCCCCCACCAAAGCCGUCGAUCUGUCCCACCAACCUUCGGAUGGCAAAGAGCAGCCUGUGGCAGUGGAUGGAGCCGUGGGUACUGGGAACGGGCCCCAGCAUGCCCAGGACAGUGGGCAGGAAGCCAACUUGCUCUCUCACACCAACGGCCUGGCACCCCGCACCCCAGGCCAGGACCCCUCCAAGAAAAGUGCCAAAAUUGGUCUCCAGGGCAGCAGAGAGCCCAACGAACUGCUCAGAGAGAUAGAGCCUGUGCUGAGCCUCCUUUCCAGUGGAAGCAGCAGAGGAGCACUUGCCAAGGCAGAGAUGAAAGACUCCGGAGUCCAGGUGGACAGAGACCUGGACAGCAAGUCGCACAAAGCACUGGCCCUUGGCGGGGACAAUGACAGAGUCUUCAAUGACCUGCAGGGGAAGGGCGCUGCACCUGUCAUCCUCAACAACCCAUAUUCAGAGAAGGAGCAGCCCCCUGCCUCGGGCAGACAGUCUCCGCCCAAGAACGGCAGCCCCUCCAAGUGCCCCCGCUUCCUCAAGGUCAAGAACUGGGAGACCGAGGUGGUUCUCACAGACACCCUGCACCUUAAGAGCACGCUGGAAACGGGCUGCACAGAGCACAUCUGCACGGGCUCUAUCAUGCUGCCAUCCCAGCACACACGAAGGCCUGAGGACGUCCGCACCAAGGGUCAGCUCUUCCCCCUCGCCAAAGAGUUCCUGGAUCAGUACUACUCCUCGAUUAAAAGAUUUGGCUCCAAGGCCCACAUGGACAGGCUGGAAGAGGUGAACAAGGAGAUUGAAAGCACCAGCACCUACCAGCUCAAAGACACCGAGCUCAUCUAUGGCGCCAAGCAUGCCUGGCGGAACGCUGCCCGCUGCGUGGGCAGAAUCCAGUGGUCCAAGCUGCAGGUGUUUGAUGCCCGCGACUGCACCACAGCGCAUGGGAUGUUCAACUACAUCUGCAACCACGUCAAGUAUGCCACCAACAAAGGGAACCUCAGGUCAGCCAUCACCAUAUUCCCCCAGAGGACAGACGGCAAGCAUGACUUCCGAGUCUGGAACUCCCAGCUCAUCCGCUACGCCGGCUACAAGCAGCCCGACGGCUCCACCCUGGGGGACCCGGCGAAUGUGGAGUUCACAGAGAUCUGCAUCCAGCAGGGCUGGAAACCUCCAAGGGGCCGCUUCGACGUCCUGCCACUGCUGCUCCAGGCCAAUGGCAACGACCCCGAGCUCUUCCAGAUCCCGCCUGAGCUGGUGCUGGAAGUGCCCAUCAGGCACCCCAAGUUUGACUGGUUCAAGGACCUGGGCCUGAAGUGGUACGGCCUCCCCGCCGUGUCCAACAUGCUGCUGGAGAUCGGAGGCCUGGAGUUCAGUGCGUGUCCCUUCAGUGGCUGGUACAUGGGCACGGAGAUUGGCGUCCGCGACUACUGUGACAGCUCACGCUACAACAUCCUGGAGGAAGUAGCCAAGAAGAUGAACCUGGACAUGAGGAAGACGUCCUCGCUGUGGAAGGACCAGGCGCUGGUGGAGAUCAAUAUCGCCGUCCUCUACAGCUUCCAGAGUGACAAAGUGACCAUCGUCGACCACCACUCUGCCACCGAGUCCUUCAUCAAGCACAUGGAGAACGAGUACCGCUGUCGCGGUGGCUGCCCAGCCGACUGGGUGUGGAUUGUGCCCCCCAUGUCGGGCAGCAUCACCCCUGUCUUCCACCAGGAGAUGCUCAACUACCGGCUCACGCCCUGCUUCGAGUACCAGCCCGAUCCUUGGAAUACCCACGUCUGGAAGGGCACCAAUGGGACCCCCACCAAGCGACGCGCCAUCGGCUUCAAGAAGCUGGCAGAAGCUGUCAAGUUCUCGGCCAAGCUGAUGGGGCAGGCCAUGGCCAAGAGGGUCAAAGCCACCAUCCUCUAUGCCACCGAGACGGGAAAGUCGCAAGCCUAUGCCAAGACUUUGUGCGAGAUCUUCAAACACGCCUUUGAUGCCAAGGUGAUGUCUAUGGAGGAGUACGACAUCGUGCACCUGGAGCAUGAAACUCUGGUUCUGGUGGUGACCAGCACCUUUGGCAACGGGGACCCCCCUGAGAAUGGGGAGAAAUUCGGCUGUGCUUUGAUGGAAAUGAGGCACCCCAACUCUAUGCAGGAGGAAAGGAAGUACCCGGAACCCUUGCGUUUCUUUCCCCGUAAAGGGCCUUCCCUCCCCCGUGGUGACACUGAAGCCCACGGUCUGGCUGCAGCCCGUGACAGCCAGCACAGGAGCUACAAAGUCCGGUUCAACAGCGUCUCCUCCUACUCUGAUUCCCGCAAAUCCUCGGGCGAUGGGCCUGACCUCAGAGACAACUUUGAGAGUGCUGGACCCCUGGCCAAUGUGAGGGACACCCUGCUGGAGGAGCUGGGCGGGGAGAGGAUCCUGAAGAUGCGGGAAGGGGACGAGCUUUGUGGGCAGGAAGAGGCCUUCCGGACCUGGGCCAAAAAGGUCUUCAAGGCAGCCUGCGAUGUGUUCUGUGUGGGCGACGAUGUCAACAUCGAGAAGGCCAACAAUUCGCUCAUCAGCAACGACCGCAGCUGGAAGAGGAACAAGUUCCGCCUCACCUAUGUGGCUGAGGCUCCAGAACUCACGCAAGGUCUUUCCAACGUCCACAAAAAGCGAGUCUCUGCCGCACGACUCCUGAGCCGUCAAAACCUGCAAAGUCCUAAAUCCAGCCGAUCCACGAUCUUUGUGCGUCUGCACACCAACGGAAACCAGGAGCUCCAGUAUCAGCCCGGAGACCACCUGGGGGUCUUCCCUGGCAACCACGAAGACCUCGUGAAUGCCCUCAUCGAGCGGCUGGAGGACGCGCCCCCUACCAACCAGAUGGUCAAGGUGGAGCUGCUGGAAGAGCGGAACACGGCUUUGGGCGUCAUCAGUAACUGGAAGGACGAGCCCCGCCUCCCCCCCUGCACCAUCUUCCAGGCCUUCAAGUACUACCUGGACAUCACCACACCGCCCACGCCCCUGCAGCUGCAGCAGUUCGCCUCCCUGGCCACCAGUGAGAAGGAGAAGCAGCGCCUGCUCGUCCUCAGCAAGGGGCUGCAGGAGUACGAGGAGUGGAAAUGGGGCAAGAACCCCACAAUGGUGGAGGUGCUGGAGGAGUUUCCGUCCAUCCAGAUGCCGGCCACCCUGCUGCUCACCCAGCUGUCCCUGCUGCAGCCUCGCUAUUACUCCAUCAGCUCCUCCCCGGACAUGUACCCCGACGAGGUGCACCUCACUGUGGCCAUCGUCUCCUAUCAUACCCGAGAUGGAGAAGGACCAGUUCACCACGGCGUGUGCUCCUCCUGGCUCAACCGGAUACAGGCUGACGAAGUGGUGCCCUGUUUUGUGAGAGGCGCACCCAGCUUCCGCCUACCCCAAAACCCCCAGGUCCCCUGCAUCCUGAUUGGUCCGGGCACCGGCAUCGCCCCCUUCCGAAGCUUCUGGCAGCAACGGCAGUUUGACAUCCAGCAUAAAGGAAUCAGUCCCUGCCCCAUGGUCCUGGUCUUCGGGUGCCGGCAAUCCAAGAUAGAUCACAUCUACAGGGAGGAGACCCUACAGGCCAAGAACAAGGGCGUCUUCAGAGAGCUGUACACAGCCUACUCCCGGGAGCCGGACAAACCAAAGAAGUACGUGCAGGACGUCCUACAAGAGCAGCUGGCCGAGGCCGUGUACCGAGCCCUCAAAGAGCAAGGGGGCCACAUCUAUGUCUGCGGGGAUGUCACCAUGGCCGCCGACGUCCUCAAGGCCAUCCAGCGCAUCAUGGCACAGCAGGGGAGACUCUCGGAGGAGGACGCCGGCGUGUUCAUCAGCAGGCUGAGGGAUGACAACCGAUACCAUGAAGAUAUUUUUGGAGUCACCCUGCGCACCUAUGAAGUGACCAACCGCCUUAGAUCUGAGUCCAUUGCCUUCAUUGAAGAGAGCAAGAAAGACACGGAUGAGGUUUUCAGCUCCUAAGUGAACCCUGUUGCCCAGAGGGAUGGCAGGCGGCACCCCAAGUGCCCCAGAGGGGGUGGCCGCAGCUUUUCUAAGUGGACACACGGCUGACCCUUUCCUCCGGGACCCCGUGCGGCCCCCCUCCGCCUCUCGUCCUGUCGCUGUGUCCUGGUUUCCCUCUUCGGGGUUCCGCCCCUCCGUGGUGUCCUCAGGUCUCCUGGGUUUUCUCCUCAAGUUCUCCUGCUGCAGUGUGAUGCCCUUCUGACCCGCAAUGGCUCCUACACAACCGCGCCUCCCCGCUUGCUGGCUGCCCAAGGCAAAUCACGGGUGCAUGAAACCAGUGGAUAGUGGCCACCGCUGCUGUUAGGGCUUGUCCUGGGGGAAGGGGGCCACUGGAAAGGCUUCGGGCGCUGGACAGAAGGCUGAGCCAGUCUCUGCCGCUCUGUCCCCCAGUUCUUUCUUGGGAUGGCAUUUUGGUCAUGUGUGCGCAUCUGUGCGUGUGGCCAGCCUGGCUCUCUACUGAUGCCAGUGUCCCUAAAACACUGGAACACCCCCUAACUGUCCUGGUAGAAGGCCAGGAAAGAGGAAGGGGAUAGGAAGAUUCAGGGGAAGAGCUCCCUGCAAGAGAGAAUCACAGAAUUGGAUGAGUUUAGGUUUGCGUGCUGUUCAUGUCCUCCCUGGGAAGCGAGCCGCUGCCCAGCCAGGGGCCCCUGACACAACCACACUCAUGGACGCUCCCCAGGCAUCCACCUGCAAGGCCCAGAAUGAGUGCUAUCUGGAAGGAAGGAUCUUCUCACUGUGCCACCGGAGACCUGGGAUGAGUCUCUUGUCCUCAGUUUCCCCUAGUCGUAUUAUGAACCUAAAGAAUAUGCGUGAACUGGCCAUUCCUACUGUGGAGCCUGGGAGGAAUGAGUGUCCAGGAGGGAGGUGAUUGCUACAGUUCCAUUCAACCAGGUGGGGCUUGUUGAUUCAGCCCUGAGCUAAGAUAACCAAAGCCAGUAAAAGGAAUCAGGUGCAAGCAGGACGUGGCAACACGCACCAUGACCCCAGCACUCCAGGAGGCUGAGGCAGGAGGGUGGCAGUUUCAAGCCCAGCCUGGGCAACCA
Octodon degus (degu) is the source of this 5952-nucleotide messenger RNA. RefSeq names its product nitric oxide synthase 1 (gene Nos1). Lineage: Eukaryota; Metazoa; Chordata; Mammalia; Rodentia; Octodontidae. Bases 533 to 4867 code for a protein of 1444 amino acids. The transcript has 30 exons. The record is from RefSeq and is a predicted model, not a curated record. Gene Ontology annotation, molecular function: nitric-oxide synthase activity; NADP binding; heme binding. Gene Ontology annotation, biological process: nitric oxide biosynthetic process.